Messenger RNA from Leptonychotes weddellii (Weddell seal), 4167 nucleotides. The record is from RefSeq and is a predicted model, not a curated record. NCBI's taxonomy places the organism in Eukaryota, Metazoa, Chordata, Mammalia, Carnivora, Phocidae.
GAUCCUGAAGGAGAGAAUCUUUGGAUCCUGAGAAGUUUUUUAACGAAGGUGAUAUACAAAAUUUCAGAGAACAAUUUCAACAUCGCUCUGGUGAAGGUUAUACUUAGCUCUGAACCACAUUACUUUCCUGUCUACGUUUCAUUUCCUGGGGUCUUGCCAAGUGAUAAACAGACCCAGGCGUGCAGUAGGUUUGGGGUUUUUCUGCACAAAUAGGGUAGCUGGAGUUUGCUUCAAGGCAUCAGUUGACUUCCGUGAUUAUGGAUAUGCUGGUGUAAGGCCUUCAGGAGACAAUGGAGAAAAAAUGGACCUACUGUGCUGUCUGUUCCAUCAUCCAGAUACAUUUCAUCAGGGGAGUAUGGGAAAAAACAUCCAAUACAGAAGACAUCUAUGCUUUCCCUGGCUCUGAUGUCAACCUAACCUGUCAAACAUGGAAGAAAGGCUUCUUGGUGCAGAUGCAAUGGUCCAAGGUCACUGAUAAAUUGGAUCUGAUUGCCCUUUAUCAUCCGCAGUAUGGCUUGCACUGUGCUAAUGGCGGUCCCUGUGAGUCACUGGUGACCUUCACAGAAACUUCCAGAAAUGUGUCAACGUGGAUUCUGCACUUAAAGAACGUGUCCUCCUCACUCACUGGGAAGUAUGAGUGUGGCUUUACUCUGUAUCCGGAGGGUGUUCGGACUAAAAUCUACAACCUACUCCUUCAGACAAAUGUUACACAGAAUGAAUGGAGAAGCAGCAAUAUAAUAGAAGUACAGAUAAAUCAGACUGUGGAAAUACCAUGCUUUCAAAAUAUCUCCUCAGAAAUUUCGUCUGAGUUCACCUUUGCAUGGUUGGUGCAGGAGGAUAAUGGAACUCGGGAAACACUUAUCACCCAAGGUCAAUCCAUCAGCAAUUCCACAUUAUUUAAAGACAGAGUCAAGCUAGGUACAGACUAUAAACUCUACCUCUCUCCAGUCCAAAUCCACGAUGAUGACCAGAAGUUCUCCUGCCACGUUAUGGUCAGACCUGGCAAAAUCUUGAGGAGUUCCACCACAGUCAAGGUUUUUGCUAAGCCAGAAAUCCCCACGAUUGUGGAAAAUAACUCUACGGAUGUCUUGAGAGAGAGAACAUUUACCUGCUCCCAGAGGAAUGUAUUUCCCACAGCAAAUCUCACGUGGUUUAUAGAAGGAGGCUUUCCUCAAGGUGAAAAAGAAGGAAUAUACAUUACUAAUGAAGAGAGAAAAAUCAAAGGUGGAUUUUUGGAGCUGAAGUCUGUUUUGACAAGGGUGUAUGGUAAUAAACCAGCCCAAUCAAAUAACCUGACCAUCUGGUGUAUGGCCCUAUCUCCAGUCCCCGGAAAUAAAGUGUGGAACAUCUCAUCUGAAAAGAUCACUUUUUCCUUGGGCUCAGUGAACCCUUCAGCAAGUCCUCCGCUUGAUGUUGUCACAUCGACCCUUGGCACCCGACCUUCUCCAGUCAACAGCAUAUCUCCUAAAAGAUAUCCAGCUGUAUCUUCCACAGCCCUUGGAGAAGUGGGUACUCCGACUCCAAAUACCACCCCUCAAACCAGCAAUUCCAGUGUGACUACCCAAGGCUUCAACUACUCCUGGACCCCCAGCAGGCAAGAUACCCAAAACUCAGCUUCAUGGAUGCCCAGUGAAACAUAUAGUUCAUCCCCCUCAGGUGCAAGCUCAACAAUUCAUGGUGAUGUCUUCACCAGCACAACCAGAACAUUUUCAGAGGUUCCCACAACUGCCAAUGGAUCGACAAAAAAUAUUCACAUCCAUAUCACUGGUAUUGUGGCCAAUAAACCUAAAGAUGGAAUGUCCUGGCCGGUGAUUGUAGCAGCUUUGCUCUCUUUCUGCAUAGCAUUGUUUGGUCUUGGAGUGAGAAAAUGGUGUCAAUACCAGAAGGAAAUCAUGGAAAGACCCCCGCCUUUCAAGCCACCUCCACCUCCCAUCAAGUACACUUGCAUUCAAGAGUCCAUUGGAAGUGAUCUGCCUUGUCAUGAGAUGGAGACACUCUAGCACCCUUGAGACUUUGCCGUACAGAAUUCUGCUAGAAUCCUGUGAGAAGGUGGAUAUUGUGCUUUAUUAAUAUAAUUGCCCUCUAGCCAAGCCUGUACUGCAGCUGAAAUGGAUGUCAGAAGUGAAUGACCUGUUCUCCCAGCAACUCAGCCUCUUUCAUCUGCACGUGCCUGAAAUUGAGCAAGAAUGAGAGGCGAAGUCAUGCUCAUACCCAAUGCGAUCUGUAGGAAUGUUCUCGCUUAUGUAGAAAGUGCAAAUUAGGCUGCUGUUAUUAAAAAGUACUUGCAGUGUUUUUAUUUUUCACUUUAGUUCUCUGACUGAGGUGACGACAGUGGUUUCAAGCAUAUGUCCAUGCCAGAUCCUCUUCUAUUUGGGUAUCUGCCAACAUUCUAAACUAUUUGCCAAAAGUAUGAUCAUCUCUGAGGUUUGUUGCAUUCCCUAGGAAAAUUACAAAAAGAAGAAAAUGUGAAAGUUCUAGCAGGAGUUCCAAAUAAGUGCAGGUAGUCUUUGUACUGAAAAUAUUUUGCUUAUUUUCACUAGAGAAAAUCCUAAUACCUUGCACAAGACACCAGUCCCAGUCCCCCUUCCUCCCACCAUGUUCUGCCCAGCAUCCUGCCCCAUGGAAUGAGGAGGGGUCAAAGGGAAAAAACUAGCCAACAACCAAGUAGCCUAGUAGACAUAGGUAACAUUUCAUUGGCCUCUAAAUGACAUGAACUAAGAGUGGUCUCAUCCUCAGCUUUACCUCUGUGUGUGUGUGAGUGUGUGUGAGUGUGCGCGUGGGUACAUCAAACUAUUACCAAACUGUUACAUGAAUAAACAGGCAACCUAGCCCCAAUCCAACUCCUGUAAUUCCUAUUAUUCUCUUUUUCAUCUGGGCACUCUCCUGUUCAUCCAAUCUGCAUGUUUUUAUCUGUCUUGAAAUAAAUACAGGCUCAAAUCAUUCUAGCAUUGAUGAAUUAAUCCUGCUCCUACCAAUCUUUUACAAAAAUAGUUCAAACAGAAUGUAUAGGUAAUAGAGACAAAACCUAGCUAGCCAAACCUGUUCUGUAUUCAACGAGAGUUCCUAAGUGAAUAAAUUACUGAUGCUCCUUGUUCCUCUAAACCACCCAAACACCCCUGCCCGAGGAAGGAGCAACAGAUGUUGCUGCCAGAUAUGACAGGCAAAUGCUGUACCGACUUUAGUCUCAAAAGGAACAUUUAUUCAUUUGCAGUGUACUUAUCCCUGACCACAUGUGUGAAUAACUUGGAGAGUUUUUUUGAGUUUUUUUGAACAUCAGGACUGUCCCAGUCCAGAACAAUGAAAUCAGAAUCCCUGUGGAGUGAGGCCCAGGCAUCAGCACUUCCAGGUGAUUCGAGAGUUCAGCCAAAGUUGAGAACUGCUGAAACCAGUGGAGGUCCCUUCUCAUUAAUCAGAAUCUCGGUUAGGUACUUAUUUCUUGUGGUGACCAGCCUCUAAUGUGUCCGUCAUGAUUCUUGCCUCUUAGAUAGUCCCCUCUGAUAGUGAAUGCAACUGACUUAUAUAUAGCUGGCCAGGACUAGGGUAAGGCAAGGAAGACACCUAGGGUAUAAAAUUUAAGGAGAUAUUCAAAUCCAGGGCCAUGCACUUGUACAGUCUUGUGAGUACCAGUUGCAGGCCCAGUAUAACCGAUAAGAUAUGCAGAAGUCACCAGAGUGUGACUUCUAAGGCUAGGUCACAAGAUACAUGGUAGCUUCUGCCUUGAUCUCUCUUUGAUCACUCUCUCUGGAAGAAUCUCUUUGCCAUGAUGUGAGGACACUCAAGCAGCCCUAUUUGGAGGGCCACCUGUCAAGGAACUGAAGCCUCUUGCUAACAACAAGUAUCAACUAGCCAGCCAUAUGAGCGAGCCAUCUUGGAAGCAUGUCCUCCAGUCUCCACUCAAGUCUUUACUUAACUGCAACCUCAGUUGAUCUUUUGACUGGGACCUCAUGAGAGCCAGAACCACUCAGCUAACCUCUUCUGAAUUCCUGACCCACAGACACUGUGUGGGAUAACAAAUACUUAUUAUUUAGCACCACUGUCUUUAGGUAUAAUAUGUUACAAUAGUAAUAGAUAACUAAUACAGCCCAAUGAAUGGAAAAAUAAUGUUUGUCUGCCUUAAUUACCCUCGAUUCCUCAUUAAUUCUCAAGAAAUAAAUAAGAUUAACUUCA